AUGGCAGCACCUUCAGUCCUAAUUCUUGGAGCUACCGGUUUCAUAGGUGCACCGCUCUCUCGGUUGCUCAAGAACGAGCAUCCAGACUGGUCCGUUACAGCUUAUGUACGUUCCGUAAAGGGGGCCACUGAAGAUGCGCUCAAGGCAACUCUUGGAGGAGUCGAUCACUUGGAAGUGGGCGACUUCAGUGAAUUUAAUAAGAUCAAGCACUUAAGUGCUCAACAUGAUAUUGUCAUUAACUCUGGGAAUUCCGCUACCGCCGAACCGGUGGCAGCGAUCAUCGCUGGUCUGCGUGAGCGGAAGGCACACGGAAGCAAGGGGAAAUUGAUACACAUUAGUGGUGCGGGUAACUUUAUCGACUUUGGCACCUCUGGAAAUUUCAAUCCCAGCAGUAAAGUGUGGAAUGAUGAUAACGAGGAUGAUAUAAAACAUAUCAACAAUGACAUGUUCAAUGGCCGGUCAGACGUUGCCGUUCUUGAAGCAGGUGCUACUGGAGACAUCGACACGUAUAUCGCCUGUCCAUCAGUCGUUUACGGAGGGAGCUCUACGGGCUCAAGCGGAGUUGGUGUUGGUUAUUCUCUCAUAACGGGCAAUGCAAAAUCACUUGGCUAUGUGCCUUAUGCAGGCGAUGGUACGGCCAUCCUCAGUACAACGCACGUGUCGGACCUGGUAGACUUCCUUGUUACCAUCACGAAUCGUGCCGCCGCACCGCAAGAAGCUGAAGGCACUGCAUAUUCCAGAUAUUAUCUACUCGAGACUGGACGCGUGCAAUGGAAAGCACUGGCAACCGAGUUUGCUCGCGUGCUACAUCGCGAGGACCCUACUGCAUUUCCAGCGUCGACGCCCCGGAAUGUCACGCAUGAGGAAGCAGGCGAGGGCGCACUAAGAUACCUUAUUACGUCGAAUAUGCUAUUGGAAGGCCCAAGGGCUCGACGGGCCGGAUUCGAACCCAAAGGUAAAAGCAUACUCGAACAGAUGAGCGACGAUUUGAAGGGCAUGUUUGUUUAA
Molecule: messenger RNA, 1008 nt
Organism: Neoarthrinium moseri
Lineage: Eukaryota; Fungi; Ascomycota; Sordariomycetes; Amphisphaeriales; Apiosporaceae
Exons: 5
Coding region: 1-1008 (335 amino acids)
Source: RefSeq, a predicted model, not a curated record